AUGUCUGCCACACUUCUGUCCGCCUUCUACGACAUCGACCUGUUCUGUAAGAACGAGAAAGUCCUGAACAAUCUGAAUCUGAGCAGCAUGCUGGACAAGAAGGCAGUGGGCAGCCCGGUGACAGCCCCCAACUCCAGCCUGCUCCCAGGGUUCCUUCGCAGACACUCAGCCAGCAACCUUCAGGCUCUGGCUAAUAACAACAACAACUCAUCCCCCAAGUUCUGCAACAACAACCUCAAGGAAUCAGUGGUGAACAGCACUGCCCUGUUGAAUAAAGAGAACAAGUUCCGGGACCGUUCGUUCAGUGAGAAUGGAGAACGUAGCCAGCACCUCCUGCAUCUCCAGCAGCAGCAACAGCAGCAGAAGUCCGGUGCUCAGAUCAACUCCACUCGUUACAAGACAGAGCUCUGCCGGCCCUUCGAGGAGAGUGGCACUUGCAAAUAUGGUGAGAAGUGUCAGUUUGCCCAUGGGUUUCAUGAGCUGCGCAGCCUGACCCGGCACCCCAAGUACAAGACUGAGCUGUGCCGUACCUUCCACACCAUUGGCUUCUGCCCCUAUGGUCCCCGCUGCCACUUCAUCCAUAACGCCGAGGAGAGGAGGCAGGCACCUGGAGGAGGAGGCUCCCCUACAGACUGCUUCAACGGCCAGCGCCCCAAACUGCACCACAGCCUCAGCUUCUCUGGGUUCCCCAACCACAGCCUGGACUCCCCUCUUUUGGAGAGCCCGACCUCACGCACACCUCCCCCGCAGCCCUCUAACUCCCUGUACUGCGAGGAGACUGUCCCCUGUGCCAACAAUGCCUUCACCUUCUCUGGCCAGGAACUCAGCCUGAUCACGCCCCUGGCAAUCCAGACCCACAACCUGUCCAGCUACAACCCUGCAGCCUACUGCCGCCAGCAGCAGCCAGCCUCUUCCAACACGCCCCCGCCGAGCCUUAACUUCCAGCCCCUGCGACGCCUCUCCGAAUCCCCAGUGUUUGAUGCUCCACCAAGUCCACCUGACUCCCUCUCUGACCGGGAGAGCUAUCUGAGCGGCUCCUUGAGCUCUGGCAGCCUGAGCGGAUCGGAUUCCCCUACCUUGGACUCUAAUAGGCGCCUGCCCAUUUUCAGCAGGCUGUCCAUCUCUGAUGACUGA
Molecule: messenger RNA, 1134 nt
Organism: Staurois parvus
Lineage: Eukaryota; Metazoa; Chordata; Amphibia; Anura; Ranidae
Source: the annotation of a GenBank genome assembly